UCUAAAUUGGAUUCGUUUGCGAAAGAGUCGGAUGCAAUGCGAUAUAUAGCUCUUAUAGCAGCUGUGCUAGUGAUUAGCUCAUGUCCAGCGGAGGCUAAGUGUGGCUAUGAGGCCUGUCCAGCCAGCAAGCCGAAUAUGAUUAAUGUGCACUUGGUGCCCCACUCUCACGACGAUGUCGGCUGGCUGAAGACUGUGGACCAGUACUAUUACGGGGCAAAGAACAAUAUACAGCAUGCGGGUGUACAGUAUAUACUCGAUUCGGUGAUUGUGGAGCUCUGGAAGAACCCCGACCGACGUUUCAUACAGGUGGAGACGGCCUUCUUCUGGAAGUGGUUUCAGGAGCAAUCCGAUUUUGUGAAGGAAAAGGUUAAGGAAUUGGUGAAUGCAGGACGCUUGGAGUUCAUUGGAGGUGCCUGGAGCAUGAAUGACGAGGCUGCGGUGCACUAUCAAAGUGUUAUCGAUCAGUUUUCAUUGGGUUUAAAGCUGCUCAAUGAUACCUUUGGCUCCUGUGCGCGUCCACGCGUCGGCUGGCAAAUCGAUCCAUUUGGCCAUUCCCGUGAGAUGGCCUCGAUCUUUGCCCAGAUGGGCUACAGCGGCGAGUUCUUUGCCCGCAUGGAUUAUGUGGAGAAGAGCAAAAGGCUGGACGAUGUGGCCAUGGAGAUGAUUUGGCAGUCGAGUGAAUCCUUGGCUGAUUCGGACAUCUUUACCGGACUGCUCUAUCGUCAUUAUUCAGCUCCGCCCGGCUUCUGCUUCGAUUUGCUCUGCAGCGAUGAGCCCAUUAUUGACAGCAAGAGCUACGACAACAAUGUCAAGGCCCGAGUAGACGACUUUAUAAGCUAUGUGAAGAAGAUGUCCAAUUCGUUCCGGGCUACGCAUAUUAUGGUGCCCAUGGGCGACGACUUUCAGUACGAGGACGCCGAAAUCAAUUUCAAGAACAUGGACAAGCUUAUCAAAUACGUGAAUGCGCGUCAAGUGGAGGGGUCCAAGGUGAAUGUUUUCUAUUCGACGCCUUCGUGCUAUCUGAAUGAGCUGCACCAAAUGCAGCUGACGUGGCCAGUGAAGAAGCUGGAUUUCUUUCCCUACUCGAGUGAUGCGCAUUCCUAUUGGACGGGCUACUUUACCUCGCGUCCCACUCAGAAGCGUUUCGAGCGGGAUGGCAAUCAUUUGCUGCAGACGGUCAAGCAGCUGAGCGCCUUCGCCAAGCUGAUCAGCCAAGAGCAAACGGAGGAUUUGGAUGCAUUGCGUCAGGUGAUGGGCAUAAUGCAGCAUCACGAUGCCAUCACAGGCACCGAGAAACAGGCAGUUGCCCGUGACUAUGAUCGUCUGCUCACCGAUGCCAUGGUGGAUGCCCAGGAUAACGCUCGGGAUGCACUUAGAGUGCUCACGAAUCUGACCUCGGGCCAGUUUGAUAGCUGCUUGGAGCUAAACAUCAGCGUGUGUGCCUUUACCAAAGAUAGUGCCAACAACGUCGUUGUGACUCUGUUCAAUCCACUCGCUCAUCCCUCGACCCAGUUUGUGCGCGUGCCGGCUAAGCAGGAGGAAUACCUGGUCACAGAUGAGAAGGGUCACGCUGUGCCAUCGGAGCUAGUGCCCGUGCCCUGGCAAGUCCUUGCCAUACAGCAUCGCUCGAACGACACCCAGCAUGAACUGGUGUUCAAGGCAUCCGUGGAUAAGCUUGCAAGCUACUACAUACGCGUGCUGCCUACUCCGAAGACUCUGCGACGUUUCCAAACGGUGCACUCCAUGCAGCAGCAAAAGAGUAAGAUUGAGCCCAAGGAUGAAGCGGAUGAGCUAGUGGUUCAGAAUUCGCAAAUUAAGCUGAUUUUCGUCAAGAGCACAGGACAUCUGAAAACAGUCGAAAUGAAUGGAGUCUCGGAAAAUAUAGAACAGAACUUUGCGAUAUAUAAAGGUGCGUUAGGGGACAACAGCGCCUCCGAAAAGCGUUCGUCUGGUGCCUAUAUAUUCAGACCCGAUGGCGACAUUACUGUCCUCUCCGACAAGAUUGAGUACACCGUAUACGAUGGUGUUCAGGUGAAGGAGGUGCAUCAGCAGGUGAACGAGUGGAUCUCUCAAGUGAUUCGCAUCUACGAGGGCGUAAAUCGUGUGGAAUUCGAAUGGCUAGUUGGACCCAUUCCAAUUGAGGAUAAUAAUGGCAAAGAGAUUGUGACACGCUUCAAGAGUGGAAUCGCCUCCAAUGGGGUCUUCUACACCGAUUCCAAUGGACGUGAGAUGAUUAAGAGAGAGCGAAAUAAGCGAGAAUACUUCACUCCAGAUAUGUCCGAGUCGGUUAGUGGAAAUUACUAUCCAGUAACAGCUCGCAUUUCGUUGGAGGAUGAGCACAAGCGUCUCGCACUGCUCAAUGAUCGUGCUCAAGGCGGCUCCAGCUUGGCGGAUGGGCAGCUGGAGUUGAUGCUUCACCGGCGACUACUGAGGGACGAUGCCUUCGGCGUGGGCGAAGCACUGAAUGAGACACAAUACGGAACUGGCUUGAUUGCCCGCGGCAAAGUUUACCUCAUCCUCAAUGAAGCUGAGAAUAAACCCAGUGUGGCCGAACGCUUGGCUCAACAGGAAAUCCAUUUGCCCUACUGGAAGUUCUUCAGUAGCUCAAACACAGCCAGUGUUGUGAAGCCUCUGAGCAUACCCGACUUUAGUGACUUCCCCCAAUCGGUCAAUCUUCUAACCCUGGAACCCUAUUCCACGACAGAAUUCCUCGUGCGUGUGGAGAACUUCAUGGAUCACAAUGAGGGGCACACAGUCAGCUUCAAUAUUCGUCAUAUUUUCGAUGCGUUAAAUGGAAAGGAUAUACGCGAAACUACCUUGGAUGGUAAUAUGGAUUUGGCUGAUAUGAAGAGAUUCAAAUUUCAGCACGAUGGCUCUAAGCCUAAUGCAGUGGAGUAUAUCUCCGCCACAUAUGAACCAUUGCUGGCCACUGAGGCUAGCGAUGCCUCCAAAUUCAGUGUCACUCUGAAUCCCAUGCAAAUUCGCACUUUUAUUAUCACUUGGCAAUAGUUUUCGGUGUAAAUAAACAAAACUUUUAAAGAA
This is a messenger RNA of Drosophila hydei, 3042 nucleotides long. Its product is annotated as lysosomal alpha-mannosidase-like. The record is from RefSeq and is a predicted model, not a curated record. The transcript is spliced from 6 exons. Gene Ontology annotation, molecular function: carbohydrate binding; alpha-mannosidase activity. Gene Ontology annotation, cellular component: lysosome. NCBI's taxonomy places the organism in Eukaryota, Metazoa, Arthropoda, Insecta, Diptera, Drosophilidae. Gene Ontology annotation, biological process: mannose metabolic process. Bases 37 to 3009 code for a protein of 990 amino acids.